AUGGCUUCCAUCGUACCAGCCAUGAAGAGGCAACUCUAUCGAAACGUGGCUCAGACCGCCCGGGCUACUUCGAGGCAGUUUGCAACGACUACACGACUGCUACGACAAGGUCCCGGAACCGGCGAGAACUUCGAACAAGCCAACGACCCUGCUGCCCGAAAAGUGACUCCCAAUGUAUCCAAGACAAAUGAGCUGCCGGUUGAGGCAAGGGGUAACCGCGAUGCACCCCUUCAAGAGAUGGUGUCAGAAGGAGAGAAAGCCAGAAUAAUGCAGGCUCCGAACAGGGAAAAGCCGUGGUCGAGGAGUCAAAUGCCCCGAGAGCUGGCAAUGACGGGCCCGCGAUUUGAACAGACGAUCAUGGAAACUCAGCCCCGGCCCUUCGCUGCGAUCGAGCUCAUUCACAAACAACCCGUCCGUUGGGUCAAGGACAAGAGCGUGGCCUGCGACGGCGGCGGUGGUCCCUUGGGUCAUCCGCGAAUCUUUAUCAAUUUGGACAAACCCCAGGUUUGCUGGUGCACAUACUGUGGUCUACCAUAUGCCAAGGAAGAACACAAGAAAUAUCUCGAAUCAUUACCCUCGACGUCAUAUCCUCUUGCCCCAACGGGCGAUCCGGCACAAGUCCAGAUGCCAGCCACACCCAGUCAAAAGGGCGAGAUUCAAGGUCAUUACCCACUAUUGAAGGGCGAGCAUGAGGCAGAGAGUGUAGGCAAAGAGUCAUUCGAGCAGAGAUGA
Molecule: messenger RNA, 732 nt
Organism: Cladophialophora immunda
Lineage: Eukaryota; Fungi; Ascomycota; Eurotiomycetes; Chaetothyriales; Herpotrichiellaceae
Exons: 3
Coding region: 1-732 (243 amino acids)
Biological process (GO): mitochondrial electron transport, NADH to ubiquinone
Source: RefSeq, a predicted model, not a curated record